CACGCGUUCUGCCCGGGAGCAGCAAGCAAGCCGCGGUCGUCAUGUCGUUCACCAAGGAAGACGAGCUUAAAGAUGCGCAGGUGUCCGAGCUUCGCGACGUGUUCUUCAAGUUCGACACGGAGCGCACGGGCACCGUGGCCUUCGAGCACGUGGACGAAAUCCUGCGAACCGCCGGGCGCGUCGUCACCGACCCGGAGUUCAAGAAGCGCGUUAAGAGCACCGUGCCCGCGGAUCUCGAGAAGAAGGUGAAGUUCCCGGAGUUCGUGGACCUGGUGCAUAAGUACACGCGCGCGUUCAACGCCCAGAAGGACCUGCACGACGCGUUCCGCGUGUUCGACCGCGACGGCCAUGGUUUCAUCACGACGGCCGAGCUGCGGCACGUGGUCACCACGCUGGGCGAGCGCAUGACCGAGGAGGAGGCCGACGAGCUCAUCCGGGAGGCGGACGCCAACAACGAAGGGCACGUCGACUACGAGGAGUUCAUCAAGACCAUCUCCACGCCUCUCCCGCCAGACCAGUAUGGCAAGCCGCCCAAGAAGAGGCCGCCACCGCCGCCGACGACGAGCACAGAAAUUCAGCCGGCGGGCCCCGACGCCCUGGUGACGCCAAGCGCGAAGGGCGCGCCAGCGGAGAGGGCGUCGACUAGCGCAGUGUCCGACGCGCCUGCGGGUGGCGAAGUUGCCGCGGCAGCGGCCUCAGAAGUCAGCGACAAGUCUGGCGAGAAGUCGGCUGACAAGUCCGGCGAGAAGUCCGGUCACUCUUCCGAGCACCGCAGCGAGGACAAGUCCGGACAGGGUUCGAGAAAGUCAUCCACCAAGGGAUCCGCUACGAGCUCGGGCAAAGGGUCCACUUCCGCUUCCGGAAAGGGAUCCGCAGCUGGCUCCGCGGAGACGUCCAAGAAGUCUUCCAGGAGGAGUUCCGGUGUUGGUGAGAGCCACACCGCCGUCGUUGCCGCCAAUAGUGGUCUACCCGUCGAGGCAGUCAUGCACAAAGCACCCGCCGUGAAGGACGACGGCAAGGUCGCCGACAAGUGA
Messenger RNA from Rhipicephalus sanguineus (brown dog tick), 1034 nucleotides. RefSeq lists its product as uncharacterized. Bases 42 to 1034 code for a protein of 330 amino acids. Lineage: Eukaryota; Metazoa; Arthropoda; Arachnida; Ixodida; Ixodidae. The record is from RefSeq and is a predicted model, not a curated record. Gene Ontology annotation, cellular component: myosin II complex. The transcript has 3 exons. Gene Ontology annotation, molecular function: calcium ion binding.